Drosophila mojavensis is the source of this 781-nucleotide messenger RNA. RefSeq lists its product as uncharacterized. The coding region runs from base 41 to 637 and encodes 198 amino acids. The transcript is spliced from 3 exons. NCBI's taxonomy places the organism in Eukaryota, Metazoa, Arthropoda, Insecta, Diptera, Drosophilidae. The record is from RefSeq and is a predicted model, not a curated record.
CUGGAGCAUCACAGAGGUCUGACAGGCAUAGUAAAUCACCAUGGGGAUGAACAGUGUGCUUGUGGUGCAAGUCCUUCUGGCGCUCUGCUCCGGCAGCUUGGCCGAGAAAAUGAUGCGGCCCAAGUUCAAGGAGAUCAAGGUGUGGAGCGAGGAGAAAAUGGUCAGCCAUAAGAUCCUCUACGACAACUCGGAUCCGCACCUGAACUUCUCCAUGGAGGUGCACCAACCGCUGCACGACGUGGACAUUCACUUCGAGGUGCGCAUAACUAACAAAGUGGACCCGUACUACACAACCACCUUCAACACCACCCUGAAUGUCUGCCGCAUCCUGAACUAUGCCAACCAGUCGCCAGUGGGUCGCUUCGUGCACGGCUUUAUGCGCGAAUACGGCAAUAUCAUUGACACCUGUCCGAUACCGAAGGGCUCGUACUACAUCAACAAGUUCUGGUGGCCAGAGGACCCAACUUCGUCCAUUCUGCCCGAACUGGAAGUCGACAUCCACUUUGAGGCCCACCUCCUGGAUGCCAGCAAGAAGCGAUCGCUCCUCAUGAACGACCAUAUUUCCGGCGAGUUUGUUGUCCAGGAUGUCAACAAUCUGAAGCCUGGCAUAUUCGCCAUGUUGCCCAAGACGACCUAGGCACCUUCCCCACAGCUGAAGUCUAUUCAAUUUCCGUAUCUAUCCAGCACUUUCGAUGUUUCAAUGGUAUUCUUCAACUUAUCUAUCCGUUUUUUUCUUCUUCCUAAAUGUAGUAACGAGCAAUAUAUUUGCCGACUAGCGCAA